AUGGACGCCAAGGGCGAGGUGCGGAGCGUCGGGUCGCUCACGCCCAAGGGGAGCGAGAAGGGCCGGUACCAGUUCAAACACGAGGGCCGUGUGAUCUACGAGUGGGACCAGUCGCUCGAGGACGUGAACAUCUACAUCACGCCGCCGCCGGGCGUCGUGCCGGACAUGAUCGACUGCACGAUCUCGCCGAACCACCUCCGGCUCGGCCUCCGGGGCAACCCGCCGUUCCUCGACGAGGCGACGGGCGGGCCCGUCGUCGUCAAGGAGAGCCACUGGUACAUGAACGACGGCGAGCUCACGGUCCUCUUCGCGAAGAUGCGCAAGGGCGAGACCUGGGACGGCGCCCUCGCGACCCGCGGCAAGGUCGACCCCUUCACGCGGCAGGAGAUCCAGCGCGAGAUGAUGCUCGAGCGGUUCCAGGAGGAGAACCCGGGCUUCGACUUCCGCUCCGCCGAGUUCAACGGCCAGGUCCCGGACCCGCGCGCCUUCAUGGGCGGCGUCAAGUACACCUGA
Messenger RNA from Aureococcus anophagefferens, 513 nucleotides. RefSeq lists its product as hypothetical. The coding region runs from base 1 to 513 and encodes 170 amino acids. The record is from RefSeq and is a predicted model, not a curated record. Gene Ontology annotation, biological process: protein folding. Gene Ontology annotation, cellular component: cytoplasm. NCBI's taxonomy places the organism in Eukaryota, Pelagophyceae, Pelagomonadales, Pelagomonadaceae. The transcript has a single exon.